AAUGGCAGUAUAAAAAGGUUGUAACGCGCGCAGCAACGGCAAAGCCAAGCUGCUGCGGCGUCGCCCAUCAGCUCACGUACCAUCUGGUUUUGAUCAAGAAUGGCCACCCGCCAAGCCACCGCGGCUGUCACCCUCGCUUUCCUUCUCCUUACCACGGCCACCCUCCCCGCCGCGGCGUCGCCCGGCGCGACGUCGCGCAAGGUGCUGUGGAAGGACUACCCCGCCAACCCGUUCUGCCCGUGGGACGCCGUCAAGUUCGGCGCGUGCGUCGGCGUGCUCGGCGCCGUGGGCCUGCAGGCCGGCGCGCAGCUCGGGAGCAAGUGCUGCCAGCUCGUGGACGGGCUCGCCGCGGCCGAGGCGGCCGCGUGCUUCUGCACCACCGUCAAGGAGACCGUGCUCGGCAUCCCCACGGAGUGGACCGUCGGCGUCGGGGUCCUGGCCAGCGCCUGCAAGACGGAGCUUCCCGACGGGUUCAAGUGUGUCUGAUCGAUGGUCACGAGUGCAUGCAUGCUCUCUGUGGCUUGCUGUCGAUGUGAAAUUUUAUUUGCUUUGCUGUCCGAAAUAACAUCGGUCGUUGUCCUUUUGCUUU
Molecule: messenger RNA, 589 nt
Organism: Phragmites australis (common reed)
Lineage: Eukaryota; Viridiplantae; Streptophyta; Magnoliopsida; Poales; Poaceae
Product: putative lipid-binding protein AIR1
Exons: 1
Coding region: 100-486 (128 amino acids)
Source: RefSeq, a predicted model, not a curated record